Suillus subalutaceus is the source of this 3181-nucleotide messenger RNA. Its product is annotated as WD40-repeat-containing domain protein. The transcript has 10 exons. Gene Ontology annotation, molecular function: protein binding; RNA binding. Gene Ontology annotation, biological process: positive regulation of transcription by RNA polymerase I; positive regulation of rRNA processing. Gene Ontology annotation, cellular component: nucleolus. Lineage: Eukaryota; Fungi; Basidiomycota; Agaricomycetes; Boletales; Suillaceae. The record is from RefSeq and is a predicted model, not a curated record. The coding region runs from base 40 to 2847 and encodes 935 amino acids.
UGUGAAUGCUUCGCGAUCGCUUGAAAUCUCAGAACGCUCAUGGCCGCGGUCAAGGUCAUAAAUCACACUCCUUUCGUUCCCCAAUCAACGAGUCCGCCACCCCCGGUGAAGAAGAAAAGUAAAAAGAGCAAAACGAAAGAGAAGGAUAAAGUUAAGGAAGGCGUGCAGAGGAUGAAGAAGCAGGGAGAGCAAGAGAGGGGGAAUGCGAAUGAACAACCCGAAAGCGAGAUGCCACAACUAGAGCCACUGAAACCUCUAACAUGGACAUCCCUGACUGAUUCGAACUCCAAUUCACAUCCACCAAUAUUCACGAAGGACGGGAGCCACUUUUUUUCUAUCGUCGGGGAAAGAAUCAAGAUACAUUCUACAUCAUCUGGCAAGGUCGUUUCUACAUUACCAAGGCCACAGGAUGAUGGUCACCAGGAUAUCAUCACAUCUGCCAUACUCAGUGCACAUAAUUCAUUUCAGCUCAUCACCGCAUCUCUAGAUGGCACUAUCAAAGUCUGGGAUUUUCUCGAGGGCAUUUUGUUGCACACGAUCAAUCUCGAACAGCCUAUCCAUCACGUGUGCGGGCAUGAAAAGAUAAAAGAUUACGUUUUUGUCGCCACUGCAAAGACGAAGAAGAAGGGAAGCAGUGAUGGUGAUGAACAGCCAAAACCAAACCGGUCUGCAAAGGCUCCUUCCGAAGAGAGCUGCAUCAUCUUGCGUGUGUCACUCAAGCCUCAAAAUCCUGCUUCAGGCGCAAAAUUGCACAAGUCAUCUCAGAUCAUACCAGUUGGCAAGACCAGGUAUACGGCUGGACUUGCUGUAUCUGCAAGCGGUGAAUGGCUGAUUGCGGUCGCUGGUCACAAGGCCUACGUUGCACAAGUGUCUGCACUGAAGUCUGGAUUUACAAAAUACGUUUCACCAGAUCCAUUGACUUGUUUGGCAGUCCAUCCAUUAGAGGAUUAUUUUGCGACGGGUGACGCAAAAGGUGUCGUACGGUUAUGGUACUGCUUGAAUCAGGGCAGGCCAGCAGUUGCUAAUGUAGAAAAGCGAUCGCAAACGUCUGAGCUUCAUUGGCAUGCCCAUGCAGUUUCAUCUGUUGCGUUCACGAGGAAUGGGGCAUAUUUGUUAUCUGGUGGUGAAGAAGCUGUUCUUGUCAUAUGGCAGCUGUACUCUGGAAAGAAAGAGUUCGUGCCCCGAGUUGGCUCCCCGAUCAAAAGUGUUGUGGUGUCGCGCAGUUCUACUGCUGAGGAAGAAUAUCUUCUUGGGCUGGCGGAUGCAAGUUUUGCAUUCGUCAGUUCUGCCACACUCAAGCUAUCGCGAGUUUUUUCUCGCAUAAAACUAGACUCCGUCACGUCAAGUGCCUGGGCAUCCUCAUCCUCUGCCACACCACUAGCAGUUCACUCGUUAUCAUCGACACUCGUUCUCCCCUCUUCCCAUCCUUCUUCACUACAAACCUAUUCUCCUUCGUCAUCCAUGCUCGUCGCAGAGCUGGAGGUGUCUCCUUCGAAUCGAGUGUCAAGGCAAGAAGAAAAGAUGUUAGAGCCCUCACGAGUAGAACGCGUGGUGAUCUCGCCAUCAGGAGAGUGGAUGGCGACUAUCGACCGGCGGGAAGGAAAUGAUAUAUGGUGGUGGGACAAGAAGUCCGCUUUUUGGAUAUUGAAUACCAGAGUAGACCGGCCACAUGGCUUGAACAAGGUCACAUCCAUAUCUUUUAGUCCUUCGGAUGACAUCCAGCUGGUGACCACUGGUGAGGAUAGAAACGUCAAAACUUGGAGAAUACGGAGUACGAAGGAUAAGAAGGGCAAUGUAGAAGUUUCCUGGACCUCAAGAUCGUCUUUCGGUUUCCGUCUGGAGAUGCCCAGAGACUCUGCUUGGUCUCCGGAUGGAUCUCUUCUGGCCGUUGCGCUCGACGCCUUCUUGUGUUCAGAAUGCCCAAAAAUCUCGUCCAUACACUUCAUUGGGCAUCAUGGCCAGUAUAUCGCGGUUCUUGGCGGCCCCAAUCUUGCUGUCUGUGAUAUUAUUAAUCGCUCUGUACGUUGGCAUCGUCGACACAACCACCCUUAUGUCAAUCUUGUACCUCAUCCUUAUCAAGAUACCUUCGCAACGAUUCAUCAUUCAUCAUCAGACACGACUAAUGGGCUCAUGGUCUACUCCAUCUCGUCGUCGACUCCCCUGCUUUCACAAACGUUACCGUUCGGGAUACGGAAUUUAGUUUGGUACCCCGCUCCAAGUCGCUUCGCUCGCAGCCGGAUGUUUUCCCUUGUAGGAAUUACGCACACUUUCGGUGUCGUGCUUCUAGGGCACGACAUCAACAUAGCCGAUGAGGCAAGUUCGUCAACGAAGGCGCUCCAGAAAGGGCUGGCGGUUCCUAAGCGGUCUCUCUUCGAAGAGAUGUUUGGUGUACCAGCUCUUACCGACGUCUCUCACAAUCCCGUCUCAUCCACAAGCGAUACCUCCCUUCCCUGGAAAAGCAGUGAGACAGGAAGUGUCUUUGAUGCCCCUGCUUACCUCAUGCCGCCGAUGGAAAGUCUGUUCGAGCCGUUGAUCAACGGCUUCCUCAAGCUGCGGCUGAAGGAAAACGUGGACAAAGAGCAUCAGAGUGGCAUCCAGGGCGUUGCUGAUGAUAUGACCGCUGAAGCUAUGGAGACCGAAGAGCCCGCUUUUAUAGAGAUGGGCAGAGUAUCGAAUGAUGACAUCCUUGACACAUUUAUACCAUUCUUCAAGGACAUCACAGGUCUACCUGAUUAUCCGUUCCAUUCCGACACCCGUCCGGUCGCAUUGACACUCCCGACUACUCCAUCUUCCCAUCAUGCGAAACCUGCACCCCGAAUAGUUGCCUCCCAAAAGCCGAAACCCUAAUGCAUCCUCCAAAAAGCAAGCUUCUACGCCGUCCGUCCCCGCCAAAACUGGCAAAAAAAGAAGUAGACAUUCUUUAGCUUGAAUAUAAAACAUCUAUUAUUUGGCACAAGGUGUAAUUCAUCCUGCCGCGUGGAUUUCUCAUUGAGAUUGUUGUUUCAGCCCAUCACAUUUUAUUUUUAAGCCGUUGUUGCAUUUUAACGCUCCUUCGCAUCGCCAGUACCCUCACGCUUUGCAUGUUGCCGAUGUAGCCAAGUUUCCAUACCAGUUGUCGAUAUAGAGGAUGUUGUGUUGUGUGUCAUUUCAUGCUCGUCAUAAAAAUUAAAGCCUUCUCAAC